This is a messenger RNA of Girardinichthys multiradiatus, 1327 nucleotides long. RefSeq lists its product as uncharacterized. Gene Ontology annotation, molecular function: calcium ion binding. The record is from RefSeq and is a predicted model, not a curated record. NCBI's taxonomy places the organism in Eukaryota, Metazoa, Chordata, Actinopteri, Cyprinodontiformes, Goodeidae. Bases 236 to 832 code for a protein of 198 amino acids. The transcript has 5 exons.
AGUGUUGCAGGGCAUUUUUUUUUAGAGAAGAUGUCUUGAUAAAGUAUUAAUUACAUUUGCCUUGUAGAUUGCAGUGUCUUCCUUUCUGUGCUUCCACCGAAGGGAUUAUUUCAGAGUAAUUUGUCAAAUUGACAAGGCGAGUGGUCAGUGCAAUUAAGCAACGUGACCUAAGCCUGGCUUUGUUAAGCAUAUAAGGGUUAAAAGGAGUUUGCAGCGGCUGCUCCUCUCCAACAGAAUGGGCCAAGCCGCUGCUCUGCCACGUAGGAGAGGCGAGUCUUACAUCACUGAGCUCUAUGAAUGGUUCAGAAAGUUUAUCAAUGAGUGUCCGAGUGGACUGAUCACACUUCAUGAGUUUCAGAGGCAUUUCUGCAACGGGACUGUGGGCAGUGAAUCAACUGAGUAUGCUGAACAGAUUUUUCACACCCUGGACAAUAAUGGGGAUGGAGUGGUUGACUUCAGGGAGUAUGUCAUGGCCAUCAGCCUGCUUAUUGAAGGGACAGCAGUGGAGAAGCUCGGCUGGUCUUUUAACCUUUAUGACAAAGACAAAGACGGAGCCAUUACAAAAGAGGAAAUGCUGGAGAUCAUGCAGGCGGUUUUUAAGAUGCACCUGGCUGCCGCUUUGACCGAACCCAACACACUUACAGCUGAAGAAUGUACCAACAGGAUAUUUGUGAGAUUAGAUAAAGACAACAAUGCCAUCAUCAGUCUGGAGGAGUUCAUAGAGGGAGCUCUGGAAGAUGAUUGGAUCAGAGAGAUGCUGGAAUGUAACCCCAGCAUAGUGAAGGUGGAGAGGCCUCUGAGGAGGGACACCGCUUUAGGGACCCAUGGAUAACCUGAUCUGUGGUGGUUUUAGAUUAGUGGGCGGAGUGGCUUAAACUAGUUCAGACCGGAGCCUCCAGGAAUUACAUUCUAUCUCACUGUAAUGUAACUUCACUUAGAAACCUUACAGCUGAAAUACUAUAAGAUUUUCAAAAUGUGAAAAUUACACGCUUUUUGUAAUGCGUUUGUGUUUAAAGGUCAUGAUAUCUACGUUGUAAUUUGAUGUUAUAUCCUCUAGUAUUGCCUCACUAGAUAUUUAUUUUGCAACACUUGAACAGACUACUGCAGUUAUAGUUUUUACUAGUGGACUAUGUAUACCCCAGAUUCAUGUUCAGUAAAGGAUGUUUGAAGUCCAAUAAAAAUAUUAACAAUAAACCAACAUGAAAAUGUAAUACGUGCACCUAUGCAAAUUCCCCAAAUAUUUGAAGGCAUAUGUGGUCAAAGCGAAUAUGUACAAGAAAGUAUUGUAUACCCAAAUAUGAACCCUACCUUUAAACUGUUACAAUUU